AUGGUGGAGGAUGGAUCAUUCGGAGCAGUCGAUCAGAACGGUAACUGGGAUGGCCUUAUUGGUGCAUUGACUUCGGGAUCUGCCGACGUUGCUUUGGCCCCUAUAAGUGUGAACGCGGAGCGCGAGAGCGUUGUUGAUUUCACAGUAUCUUUCUACGACCUCGUUGGUAGCACGAUUCUGAUGAGGAAACCUGUAGUACAAUAUUCGCUGUUCAAAUUUACGCAGGUACUGGAAUGGCCUGUUUGGUUGUGUCUACUUGCUGCCUAUAUCGUUAUGAGCACCACUCUUUGGCUAGUUGACAGAAUCAGUCCAUAUUCGUACACCAACAGCAGGAAAAGAACGAUGACGCAGGAGAAC
Molecule: messenger RNA, 357 nt
Organism: Cylicostephanus goldi
Lineage: Eukaryota; Metazoa; Nematoda; Chromadorea; Rhabditida; Strongylidae
Source: the annotation of a GenBank genome assembly